Messenger RNA from Trachymyrmex septentrionalis, 2204 nucleotides. RefSeq names its product COP9 signalosome complex subunit 1 (gene CSN1b). The transcript has 5 exons. Gene Ontology annotation, cellular component: COP9 signalosome. Bases 1 to 1458 code for a protein of 485 amino acids. The record is from RefSeq and is a predicted model, not a curated record. NCBI's taxonomy places the organism in Eukaryota, Metazoa, Arthropoda, Insecta, Hymenoptera, Formicidae.
AUGCCGCUGCAAGUUCACGACGUUCAGCAAAAUGUCGUGGAGCCAAUGCAGGUUGAUGCUCCUACAGAGGAUAAUGAUAAUGCUGAAGAAGAACCAUAUAUAGUAGAAAACCCGACGCUAGACUUGGAAGUAUAUGCCAAUAGCUAUACUGGACUCGCAAAACUACACAGGCUUAUAUAUAUCGCUGAUCAUUGUCCAUCGUUACGAAUAGAAGCAUUAAAGAUGGCAAUUACUUAUGUGAUGACUACAUACAACGUUGGACUUUAUAUAAUGUUGCAUAAAAAGCUUGUGGAAGCUAUGGGCUAUACUCCUGGAUUACCAGAUAUAGCGGCACAGUCAACCUCUCAGGAUAUGCCAACACUGGAUCAGACAUGGGUAGAGACUCGAUCUAAGAAGGCUGCUCUUAAAUUAGAAAAGUUCGAUACUGAUUUGAAAAAUUACAAGAGCAACUCUAUCAAGGAGAGCAUACGAAGAGGUCACGAUGAUUUGGGAGAUCACUACUUGAAUUGUGGCGAUCUCGUUCAUGCUUUAAAAUGUUACUCUAGAGCAAGGGAUUACUGUACUAGCGGCAAGCAUGUUGUGAACAUGUGUUUGAAUGUAAUCAAAGUUUCUGUUUAUCUACAAAAUUGGUCUCAUGUACUUAGUUAUGUCACCAAGGCUGAAAGUACACCAGACUUUCCAGAACUGCACGGUAAAGACAACAAUCAAGCGAUAGUCACAAAGUUAAAAGUGGCAGCGGGCUUGGCAGAAUUGGCAACAAGAAAAUAUAAAAUGGCCGCAAAACAUUUUUUACAAGCGUCUUUAGAUCAUUGCGACUGCCCUGAAUUGCUGUCCCCUGGAAAUGUAGCUCUUUAUGGAGGACUUUGUGCUUUAGCAACUUUUGAUAGACACGAAUUACAAAAACAAGUUAUAUUUAGUAGUUCCUUCAAAUUAUUUCUAGAAUUAGAACCACAACUCCGAGAUAUAAUUUUCAAAUUUUAUGAAUCAAAAUAUGCAUCCUGUUUGAAAUUGCUCGAUGAGAUAAAGGAUAAUAUUCUCUUGGAUAUGUACAUAGCACCUCAUGUAAACCUGUUGUAUACACAAAUUCGAAAUAGAGCCUUGAUACAAUAUUUUAGUCCUUACUUAAGUGCAGACAUGAGAAGAAUGGCGACCGCAUUCAAUAGAACUGUAUCUGAAUUAGAAGACGAACUCAUGCAACUUAUUCUCGACGGUCAGAUUCAGGCUCGUAUAGAUUCACACAACAAGAUUUUAUACGCAAAAGAUGUCGAUCAACGUAGCACUACUUUUGAAAAAUCUAUGAGUGUUGGAAAAGAUUAUCAGAGGCGUACUCGUAUGUUGAUCUUAAGAGCUGCGAUGUUAAAACAGCAUAUUCACGUGAAGAGUCCUCAACGGGACAGUACACAAGGAGGUGAAAUGUCAGUAGCACCUGGAAAUGGCACUUUAGCUGUAAAAAAUUGAAACUGUAUGCGCGUUAACUGGAAAAAGCAAAUUUAUAUGCGUGUCUCUCUUUCAACUGCCAUGUCCAUCUAGGUAUGAGAAGAUAAGAUUUCACUAUCACAUUCGACAUUGCGUUAUUUCUGCAAAGUCAAUGACCUGUACCUCAUUUUCAACAUAUGUAUAAUAUAUAACACAUGUACACAUACACACAUAUACACACACAUACGAGUUAAUCAAAAAGAAAUCAGACUUAUAAAAAUUUGAAUAUUUACAUAAUUUAUAUUUGGAAUCCACAUUCCCUUCAAAGUAGUGUACAUUGAUCUCAUUACUUUCAUCAUGCCUCAAACGUCCUUUAGAAAUCUUUAUCUCAAAUUAUGUUAAACAUCUUUUGUGAUUUAGCCUGGAAUAUUCUUGAUUCUUGAUCGAAACGCCGCUUCUUGAGUUUCAAUUUUAUUGUGAAAAAUAACAAGAAUCUUAAUUGUUUUUUCAACAAUUAAGAAGAUCAUGCACCAAGAAUUUGUUUCUGCCAGUCAGCCAAUAAACGCAGAUUUUUUUUAAUUGCAACAUUUUGAGGUGCUCGCGUGAAGAUGCAAGAAUUUAAAACUUGGAUGUAAUUAAGGACAUUCAGAGUGAAUCGUAAAAGGUGCUUUCAGACAAAGAUUCCAGAGUGCAUUAUGAAAGCAGUGGAAUCGCUAUAUAAAAUUAGAAAGAAAUUUGAAGGUGAUGAGAGAUCAGAUGUAAAUUAGAUAAAUAUAUUCAAAUUUUUA